AUGAUUCAUAAUCAGAACAGAAAUCCAAUUUCUGAUCCAUAUGCGCUUGAAGAUUAGCUCGCUCGGGAAUUAUAAAAGAGAAAAGUUGAGGAAGAAAAAAGAAGGAGAGAAAUUGAAAGAAUCUGUGCUGAAAGUGAGGAAAUCAAAUUGUUAAAAUAAAAAGUACAAACAGCAUAUGUCACCAAAGAGAGAACACAAUAAUUAGCAGAAUAACAAUUAAGAAGAAUUUAAGACUUGAGAUUAGAAAGCGAAAUUGAGACAGCCAUUCUUGAAAAACUAAAAAGAGAAUAGGAGGAAGAGAGAGCUAAAGAAAAAUACCGUUUGCAUUAAAGGUUAGAGGGGAAAUAUACAUUAUAAAAGUAAAUGAAAGAACAUGAAUAAUUAAGAGAGGAGGCAAAAGAACAAUACGUUUAUGAAAAGGAUCAAGUGAACAGAGUGAUUAAUUAAUUGAUGUAGGAGGAUCGUAAAUUUUUGGAAGAUUCAGCAAGAAAAAAGAAAAUUGCUUUUUCUGAUAUGCAAGUAGCUUUGAGGGAAAAAGCAGAGCUCAUACAAAGAAUGAAGCAGAGGGAAAGGGAUGAAAAUUAAAAAUACUUAGAUUUCAUUAAAGAAAAGGAUAGACAGGCUCAUGAAAUAAAGGUAAAGAAGUAAGAAGAAAAUGCGGCUAAAGAUAAGAUCUUCUAAAAGUUGAAGGAAGAGGAGGAGAGAAGAAAGUAGGAGGCAGAAUUGUUGACAGAAUUAAGGUUUUAACUCUACUAAGAAUAAUAUGAUGCUUAAUAGAGAUAAAAGGAUAUUGAUGAGGCAAAUAAAAGAGAAUUUUAGAAAAGGGAAAUGCAGUAAGCUGAAUAUGAAGCGAGAGUCAGAAAGUAAAAGCAGAAAGAGGAAGAAUAAUAAUUAGAAAGAGAUUUUAGAGAUCAAAUGAUGAGAAAAUUCGCUGAGGAUGAUAAGAUUGAAUAAUUAGGAUAAUAGAAAAGAAGAAUGAAAGAGAUGGAGCAUAAAAAAGAAGUGGAGAGACUAUGGCAAUAAAGAUUAUAAUUGUUUUAAAUGGAGAAGCAAAAGGAGAUGGAAUAAUUGGAAAGAUAAAGAAGAGAAGAAUUAUAUAAACAAUAAGUAAUAGAGGAGGAGAAGAAUAGAAUUCUAUAAGACCAUUUGUAAUAGGUUGGAGAGUUUAUUCCAAAAGGCUUAUUGUUAAAAUAGGGAGAUACACAAUAUAUUAAAUAGUCAUAACCAAAUGGAAGUUAUUAGUCUGGAUUUAGAUUUUGAUAUUAAUAAAUUUUAUCUAAAAUUAAAUUCCUAAUUUUAUUUGGCAAAAA
Molecule: messenger RNA, 1310 nt
Organism: Paramecium tetraurelia
Lineage: Eukaryota; Ciliophora; Oligohymenophorea; Peniculida; Parameciidae
Exons: 4
Source: RefSeq, a predicted model, not a curated record